This is a messenger RNA of Tachyglossus aculeatus (Australian echidna), 706 nucleotides long. It is a transcript of the gene MRPL23, whose product is annotated as mitochondrial ribosomal protein L23. Gene Ontology annotation, biological process: mitochondrial translation. The record is from RefSeq and is a predicted model, not a curated record. Gene Ontology annotation, cellular component: mitochondrial large ribosomal subunit; ribosome. The coding region runs from base 58 to 519 and encodes 153 amino acids. NCBI's taxonomy places the organism in Eukaryota, Metazoa, Chordata, Mammalia, Monotremata, Tachyglossidae. Gene Ontology annotation, molecular function: structural constituent of ribosome. The transcript has 5 exons.
GGCCGGUCUCGCCGGGACUGGCGCCGGAAGUGACGACAUCGGGAGCCGGCGGUCGGCAUGGCGCAGAGAGUCCUGUACCCCCUGUACCAGCGAGGGAACCCCCAGCUGCGGGUCUUCCGGACCAACUUCUUCGUGCAGCUGGUGAGGCCUGGGAAGGAGCAGCCGGAGGACACCGUCCAGUUCCGCAUCCCCAUGACGAUGACCCGGAUCGACAUGAGGAAUUAUCUCCAGACCAUCUACAAGGUUCCCGUGGCCACAGUGAGGACCAGGAUUCAGUUUGGCUCCAAUAAGAAGAGGGAUCACAGGAACCAACGGGUGAAGCAGCCGGACUACAAGGUGGCCUACGUCCAGCUGGCUCACGGGCAGACCUUCGCCUUCCCGGACCUGUUUCCCAAGAAGGAGCCCCACACGGAGCCCGGCUCCUUCGCGGAGAUCCAGAGCCGGCUCACGGACGAAGAGCGGCAGAAGCAGAAGGCCGACCCCCGCUGGGGCGGGGUCCCCCGCUGGUUCAGGCUGUGAGGAACACCGGACAGGGGCCCGGGGAGCCCGGGACCCCUCUCCCUUUCCCCCACCCCCCAACCGAGGGGUCCCGGUCCCGCCUCCCGAACCUCGGGGAGGUGGGGGGCUUGCGUCAACACCCAUUAAAAACGUCUCCGGAGAAGACCACCGAGCUUUACCACGCGGGGAGGCUGGGGCUGUGGUGGGG